CGUCGUCUCAACUACUUCUAUUUACUCUGAGCCACUGUUUUGACUAUCUAAGCCAAUCACUCAACCAUCCUUCGUCUAUCUUGCUGUUUCUCAUGUCCGUGACUCUAACAAGCUCUCCCUCUAAAGAGGGGGUGGUAACCCCACCGAGCGAUCUCGAAGGCGCUCAACCUCGAGAGAAAUCGGAUUUAGCACCGCACCCGCGGGAAAAUAUUUCCCAAUGGCGAUGGAUCCUAACCAUGAUAGGAAUCUAUCUCGGAGGCCUCCUUUUCGGCUUGGAUACUACGAUCGCGGCCGCUGUCCAAGGACCGGUGUACGAAACACUGGGCGAAAUUGAAAAAUUGCCCUGGAUCGGAAUUGGUUUCCCAAUGGGUUCAGUCGCAGUCAUCCUUCUAGUCGGGACACUCUUUGCUCUGUUCGAUAUCAAAGUGUUGAUCCUGAGCUUCAUCUUCCUGUUCGAAGUUGGGAGCGCAAUUUGCGGGGCGGCUCCAACCACUACCGCCCUGAUUAUUGGACGCGUCAUCGCCGGUAUAGGGGGCGCGGGGAUGUAUAUCGGUGCCCUCAAUUAUAUCUCUGCCUUCGCCACCCCAUCCGAAGCUCCUCUUUAUAAUGCUUCGAUUGGCUUGUCUUGGGGAGUAGGCGCCAUCCUCGGCCCCGUCAUUGGCGGAGCGUUUUCGGACAGUAGUGCAACAUGGCGAUGGGCAUUUUACAUUAACUUGCCCCUCGCUGGGGUUUUGAGCCCAGUAUACUUCUUCGCAUUCCCGUCCAAAAACCCUCGGCCCAUGGAGUCGGUCAUGGCGAAGCUAAAACAGGUCGACUGGGUCGGUGCUAUCCUCAAUGCAGGCGUCUUUGUCCUAUUCCAAGUCGUUCUCACAUUUUCCGGCUCGACAUAUCCAUGGAAUUCCGGGUUCUCGAUUGCGGUCUGGACUGUGUGGGGCGUGGUCCUCGUACUCUUCAUCAUCCAACAAGGCUGGACCAUCUUCACCACGAAGGAGAAUCGGAUCUUUCCCGUCCAUUUCCUCAAAUCGAGAACCCUCGUCCUUCUAUUCAUAGCUACAUCGGCGUGCGCUGCUAGUCCCAUCACGAUCUACUAUAUCCCUCUUUACUUCCAGUUCACGCGUGGCGACUCCGCACUCACGUCCGCUGUGCGACUGCUGCCCUUCAUUUUCAUCAAUAUCUUCUUUAUGAUGGUCUCUGGGGCACUCCUUCAAAAAUUUGGCCGGUACGCGGCAUUGUACUUCGCUGGCGGGGCGUUCAUUCUGACUGGCGGUAUAUUACUAUUCACUGCGGAUCCUUCAACAAGCGUUGCACGGAUAUACGGUGCCGAAGUUCUCCUCGCCGCUGGUACGGGGCUGGCCUUCCAAAAUGCGUACGCGGUCGCAGCAGUCAAGGUGGAUGACAACGACAAGUACAAUGCGAUCAGAUACAUGAAUGUCGCUCAACCCGGAGCAGCCUCGAUAGGAUUAUCGAUUGUAGGUUGUUUGUUUCAGAACCUAGGCUUUCUUGCCUUGAGGGAUGCAUUGGGCAGUUACGAUUUACCCGAGGAUGCUAUUCGCUCCGCGCUGGCGGGCACCCAGUCUGCGGUCUUCAGAUCCGGGAACGAUGAACUUGCUCAUCUCGCUAUUAAUACAGUGGCUGAAACUAUUUCUCGGAUAUUUGGCGCCGUCGUCGCUGCUGGAGCGCUUUUAAUGGUGACCGCGCUAUUGAUGCGAUGGGAACGGCUGAACUUGGGUGCGAGAACUGCUGCCUAAAUACAACAUAACCGUGGCUCGGUUCAAACACGUCGGUAAAACGAAACCUAGAACGUUAGACUU
Molecule: messenger RNA, 1811 nt
Organism: Eremomyces bilateralis CBS 781.70
Lineage: Eukaryota; Fungi; Ascomycota; Dothideomycetes; Eremomycetales; Eremomycetaceae
Product: MFS general substrate transporter
Exons: 4
Coding region: 93-1748 (551 amino acids)
Biological process (GO): transmembrane transport
Molecular function (GO): transmembrane transporter activity
Source: RefSeq, a predicted model, not a curated record